AUGAAGCGGCCAGGGGGUGAGCUCAUGGGGAUGCCUCCCACAAAAGCACCGCAGCAGCCUGUUGGGAUGUGCAUCAAGAUGCUGGUGUCGCCAAAGGAAGGUGCUGCCAUCAUCGGGCCAUCUGGCUCCCACAGCAAGCAGAUCUCGGAGAUGACGGGCUCCAGGCUGCACCUGAGCAGCAAAGGCGAGUACUACCCAGGUACGCAGCUGCAGGAGCUGUUCGUCAAGGGCCCAAGUGCAGAUAGCGUGGCCAAUUGCAUCCUGCAGGUGCUGAACAGGCUGCAGGAGGAAACCGGAAGGAUUAGUGGCGGCGAGAACGAGGUGGAGGACGGUGGCGCUAGGGUCCACUUCGUCGUCCCCGUGCCGUCGAUCCGGGCGCUGAUCGGCAAGUCCGGUGAGAAUAUAAAGGAUCUCAGAAUGAACUCCGGCAUGAAAAUCCAUGUGGAGGAGAUCGUGAUUGGGGCGCAGGAGAUGGCGGAGCAGGUCGUUUCCUGCGCAGGAAACAUAGUUGGCCUGAAUACCGUCGUGCCUGCGAUAAUCGAAAAGGUCAAUGAAGCUGCAGUGCCACAGCCCUGGUUCCAGCGAUGGGCCUUUGACCCGAAGGCUUGUCCGAACGGCAAUGCGAGCUAUGCUUCUUACAGCAAGGGCAAGGGCAAAGACAGCUACGGCAUGAGCGGUGGCUAUGGUGGAUAUGGGGGAGGCAUGGGUGGAUAUGGGGGGGGCGGCUACGGUGGUGGCAUGAGCUAUGGCGGAAAGGGCUAUGCUGGCGGCAAGUCCUUCGGCGGCAAAGCUGGGAGCUAUGGUAAGGGCUACAGUGGAGCCGGUGCCAUCAGCACCUACGCCAGUGGCGGCAAAGGCCAGAGCUUGGGCGGCAGCAAAGGCUUCGCCACCUCGGCACACGUGGCGAGUGUGGACAUGCUGUCAGCUGCUGUGUCGGCAGUCCCCGACAAGCUGGCAGACGCAGCAGACAGAUCUCAGAGUCUUCAGUUGUCCUGCCCGUCCCACCUUGUCGCCGGCGUGGUCGGCAAGAACGGCACGGGGCUACAAGAAAUUGGAGCUGCGACGGGGACGGAGCUCGACGUACGGGACACGAUGGAUGCAUCCGAGAAAGCUAUCGUCGUCAGUGGCGGCGCGAUCGGCUGUGUCUCUGCUUACCUUCACGUCAUCUCCCGAAUGGCGACGCUGCAAGACAUGAUGAGCUCUGGUACACUGAGCCUCGACGACGGGUCUGCUGGAGCAGAGGCGUACGAUCCGGCCCAGGCUGAUACCUCCAACUUCCUGUGA
Messenger RNA from Symbiodinium natans, 1284 nucleotides. NCBI's taxonomy places the organism in Eukaryota, Dinophyceae, Suessiales, Symbiodiniaceae. The record is from the annotation of a GenBank genome assembly.